Messenger RNA from Jaculus jaculus (lesser Egyptian jerboa), 1480 nucleotides. It is a transcript of the gene Dnal4, whose product is annotated as dynein axonemal light chain 4. The record is from RefSeq and is a predicted model, not a curated record. The coding region runs from base 246 to 563 and encodes 105 amino acids. Gene Ontology annotation, molecular function: dynein intermediate chain binding; dynein light intermediate chain binding. Gene Ontology annotation, biological process: microtubule-based process. The transcript has 4 exons. Gene Ontology annotation, cellular component: dynein complex. NCBI's taxonomy places the organism in Eukaryota, Metazoa, Chordata, Mammalia, Rodentia, Dipodidae.
GGCGGGACUUCCUUGCUGGUUGCUAAGACACUCUUGUUUUGCUCCUUGACAACCCUGGCUGGGGUGCUCUGGCUGCGGCCCUGGCUCCGGCCCCCGCGGGGGACAGCACUCCUUAGGGAAAGACAUUUUCUGCUCCCACCAAGUUGGCAGGGCCUGCUUCCUGAGCCUCCUGGGUGUCGUAGCUGCCAGGCCCCGCACCUCCUGAAAGCCUCACUCUCUCCUCCAGAGGGCACGCUGGGAGGAUCAUGGGAGAGACCGAAGGGAAGAAAGAUGAGGCUGAUUAUAAGCGCCUGCAGACCUUCCCCCUGGUCAGGCACUCGGACAUGCCAGAGGAGAUGCGAGUGGAAACCAUGGAGCUAUGUGUCACAGCCUGUGAGAAAUUCUCCAACAACAAUGAGAGUGCUGCCAAAAUGAUCAAAGAGACGAUGGACAAGAAGUUCGGCUCCUCCUGGCACGUGGUGAUUGGGGAAGGCUUUGGCUUCGAGAUCACCCACGAGGUGAAAAACCUCCUCUACCUUUACUUUGGUGGGACACUUGCGGUGUGCGUCUGGAAGUGCUCCUGACACUGUCACCAGCAGGUCCUCUCCUGCCUCUCCUCUGGGACGGAGAGAAGCCCUAGGCAGGGACCGGCUCUUCCAAGCCCAGUGUGGAGUCUUCUUUUGUCUUUGUGUACCAGUUUCCUGAGCCAUGCCCAGUGUGUGAAUUUGGUGACAUCACUCCCAGGCUCUUCGUCAUCUCCCUGAGUCCCAAGCUGUGGACAGGUGUCUGUGGGUGAGGGGUGGGACCUGUGACAGGUGAUGGAGUUAGGAGAUGAGACUUUUCUCACAGGGUUAUGUCAGUCCCACCUUGUAUCCCAGGAGCCCCACCGCCCUUCUGUCCCACUGCUGCUGGGAAGCGUCGACUGUCCUUGUUAUUUGUGGUCAUAUGGAAGCAGCCCCCAGAAGGAGCCUCUCCUUUCAUGAGACGCAGGCCUCCAGGUAGGGGCAUUCCCCCAUCCCCUUUCCCAGCCUGACCCUCGGCUGACCAGGCCACCACAUCUCAUUGGACCAGAAGCUACAGCUCCUGCUUUGGCUUGAGGAUCACGAAGCCUUCCUGUCUCCUCCUCCAUCUCAGCCCGUGUCAUAUGAACUUUUCACUCCGCCUCCACCAGACUAGCCACAGUUGAGAGCCAGGGCUGUGGUGUGCAAACUGCCCCCUCACCCCCAGAGAGCGGGUUCUUGAGGUGUUGCUGAGCCCUGGUGAGACACCCACCCGGGUCAGGAGCACUCUUGCCGCGAGGCCCCUUCAGCAGGGAAACCUGGCCUGCCAGGGACUUCAUCAGGGACCGCAUGCUAAUUUGUACUUAUUAUCUCGCUGGCUUUUCUAUAUUCUUUUUGAGUGUGGGGAGAAGGGUUUUAGUAGAAGGGUGAAUCCUAUUUUACACAGUGGUCUUAUUUAUAUAAAUGUCUUGGUUUUUACAAUUAAAAUGACCAAAAACUGA